Molecule: messenger RNA, 3385 nt
Organism: Linum trigynum
Lineage: Eukaryota; Viridiplantae; Streptophyta; Magnoliopsida; Malpighiales; Linaceae
Source: the annotation of a GenBank genome assembly
AUAUUUUGUAAUGGUUAAUGUCAGACUUUUUAAUAUUCAUUGUAUAAAAGGUCAUAUUUUAUGUAGGACUUAUGCAUAAGUGAAUCCACCGUAUGAAAGAUAAUCAAUGAUGAGAAAGAAAAAAUCUAUAACAAUGCAAAUGACUUGGAUGAGGUAAAUUUAUUUUGUAAAGAAUGAUGUUUCGGAUUUGCAAAAGGUUUGCAUUCAAAUUUGCUAGCGAUAACUAUCGGGGUCGGUGAUACGUGUAACGACGUUGUUGAGAAGAAGGAGGAGACAUUUGAUGGUAGAGAUAGUAGAGUAGAUAAUGAAGAGAGUUCUAUAUGUUGCUAAUGGUUAUGACAAUGAAGUUGUUGAUAGUAGACCAAUGACAAAGAAUCCAAAAGAAAAUUGGUUAUACUGUGUGACAAAGUAUAGUGAAAUAAAGUGUGUUUUGAUAACGUUCAUUAGAAUUCGGUUACCGUAAUUGAUUUUGAUUUUUAAUUUCAAUAAGAACUUCCAGAGAUGCCUCGAUUAGGUCGUUGGAAUCUAUAAAAUAUUUGAAUGGAAUAAUUUAGAUUCUCUUAUGGUUUCAAAUAAGAAAUAUUUUACUUUGGACAAAGACCCUUUUGAUGGUGGAAGUAGUGGAGCUGGUGAUAUAGAUAACGACUUUGUUGAGAAGAAGGAAGAGAUAUUUGAUGGUGGAGAUAGUAGAGUCGAUAAUGAAGAUAGUUAUCUUGCUAAUGGUUGAGACAAUGUUGUUGAUAUUGGGCCGAUGAUAAAGAAGUCAAAAGAAGAUUUGUUCUAAUGUAUGAAAACGCAUAGUGAAAUGAAGUGUAGUUUGAUUAGUUUUUUUAGAAGUUUGGUUUAAUUGGAUUUUAAUUCAAUUAGGGCUUUCAAAGAUGCAUCGGUUUGCACUACAAGAAAAUUAAUUUUUGACGACCACAGAAAAUUGGUUGUUGGAAAACUCUAUAUGAAGUAUGUCUAUAUCAUUCAAACAAACAUGAAACGAAUGCAACUUUGGGAGAAAAAUGACAUCAAAUAGAAAAAUAUAAAAUUUAACAAUUAUCAUUAUCAAAUCUCAUUGGGCCGAACGGAAAGUAAAGGGAGUAUAAAAGAAAAUUCACUGUAAUUUGUAAUGACAAGUAGUAAAAUAUACCGUGGUUAGACAAUUUUGUAGGACUUGGCUCCUUUGCACAUUGCACGGGUGUAGAUUUUAUGGUUUGUAAGUAAUUUCACUGACGAAUCAUUCAGGAUGUUGAAAAGCUCUAACUAUAUAUGUUUUUUUAUAUAUAUUAUUGGGUUUUGAAUAAUCGGGAUUUGAAAUUAUAUCAAGUUUAUAUCCUUGAAAAAAUUGCUCCCGUCCAAAGGACGGGCCGAGAUCUAGUUAAUUAAGAUGAUGUUGCUAUCCUUGCUACUUCGGCAUGAAUGCAUGAUGAUGUUACCAUAAAAAUAAUCAACGGAAAAGAUUAUUGGCGAUUUAUUUUCACACGGAACAAGUGGCGGUCGUUUGUUUUUUUUUUUUUUUUUUUUUUCUUGUUGUGUGUACAGGAUGGUGUGGUUUCGUUUGUUAGUUGUUACGUCGUUCGACUUGUACCAGGAUGUUUGAGUGUCGUAGCAGAACUCCUCUCGUACUAUUUAGCCUCCCCCCCGGCCUCAUAUGCAUCCUACAAAUGUCACAUUCGAGACCCAACGCGUGUCUAUGAUCAAACCUUCAUAACCGUUGGAUUGCUCGGUACCUUCGAGAAGAAUCCAGUGUCCUCUCUACGAACCCAGUUUUUUUUUUACCUUCCCUUUCCUUCUUGCCCACAUUCCUUUCCUCUCACUUUUUUCUCUCAAAUCUCUGGUAAGGGCAAGCAAGUUCUUAGCGUUUACUUGGUUGAUUUUUUCGCCAUCUUUCUCUGGUAAAGGACAGUCUGUUUAUCGAUCGGUUUCUCUCUCUAAAUUCCCAUUUGGGUUUUUAGAUUCUGGGUUUUGAUUAUGUGCAGCAAAAUGAUGUUUUCGCAGUUGGGUUUUUUUUUCAGGUGGGAACGAAAAAAAUGAGUAGGAGUAGCCGUUCAAGCCGAACUCUUUACGUUGGUAAUCUUCCUGGCGAUAUCCGCUUGAGGGAGGUUGAAGACCUGUUCUACAAGUAUGGCCCUAUUGUUGACAUCGACUUGAAAGUGCCCCCGAGGCCUCCUGGUUAUGCUUUCGUUGAGUUUGAGGAUCCUCGUGAUGCUGAUGAUGCGAUUCGUGGUCGGGAUGGGUAUGACUUUGAUGGCCACCGCUUAAGAGUUGAGCUUGCUCAUGGAGGCCGCAGGCAUUCAUCACCUGUGGAUCGCUACGACAGCUACAGUAGCAGCAGCAGUCGUGGACCAUCAAGGCGAUCUGACUAUCGCGUUCUGGUCACCGGAUUGCCUUCCUCUGCUUCAUGGCAAGACUUGAAGGAUCAUAUGCGCCGAGCUGGUGAUGUCUGCUUUUCUCAGGUCUUUCGUGAUCGUGGAGGCAUGCGGGGGAUUGUGGAGUACACAAGCUAUGAUGAUAUGAAAUAUGCUAUUAGGAAACUGGAUGAUUCUGAAUUUCGAAAUGCAUACUCUCGUGCUUAUAUACGGGUACGGGAAGAUUAUUCUGGGAGAAGCUACUCAAGGAGCCCGUAUGACUCAAGACGCAGCUAUUCUAGGAGCCCGUAUGACUCAAGAAGUCCUUAUCGUUCAAGGAGAAGUUAUUCCAGAAGUCCCGAGUAUUCAGCACAAAGCUAUUCCAGGAGUCCCAGCCGCAGUCCUUAUGCUUCAAGGAGCAGGAGCCGCAGCAGCUACAGUCCUAUAAGCAGGAGCGUGUCUCCUGUGGCCAGAUAUCGUUCUGAGUCCCCUCGUAGGUCUGUCUCAAGGUCUCGGUCGAGGUCAAGGUCCCCAUACUGAUGUUAAGCGUCGAAUGGGAUCAUUCAGCAUUUGCCAUUGAUGGCUGGUUGCUUAGGGAGACUUAGAUAGCUGCUGGUCCCCAAACUUCGCCAGUGGAAGAUGGUAGUAGUAUGAUAGAUGUUUGAGGCAGUUGACAAUGGAUAUGGUGGAAGUAUAAGACUUGAUUUGGAGAUUGCUUUAUUGAGCUUCUGUAUUUGCUUGUUAGUAUUACCCUGGAUCCUAUAUGCCAGCGGAUGGUAUGGAUGUGUGGUUGUUGAGAUGGAUGGAUUGCCGUGAUGGGUGAGAUGGUUGGUUUGCAUAUAAAAUUUGUGACAGUUUCGAAAGAUUGAUUGCCUCGCCUUGUUUCUCGAGAGACCAAACCCCAGGCUCACCUGUAGGAUCUUCUACUACAGCUGCGGCUGCUCCUCUCGAAAGGAGCAUUUUCCGCUAUAAAGUCGUUCUAAGUUGUUACCUCGUGGAGAUGGUCCAUUUCAAGUUCUCGUGUGCAUCAAUAAUAAUGCUUACAAGAUACU